AUGCAGGUCUCAGCUCCUAAUGAUAUCAAGAUCUAUAAUUUAAGUGCUGGCAAAUCUCUACCUGAAUGGCUAUCUGAAAGGAGAAGACGCUCUCUUGUUAAAAGAGAUAUCGAUUUGCAACGUCGUAUUGAAUUAAUUCAAGACUUUACAAUGCCUGGUGUUUCCCAUCGAAUCAAAGUAUCACGAGAUGGCCAGUACAUUUUGGCUACAGGUACUUACCAACCACGGGUCCGUUGCUACGAUGUUUCACAAUUAUCUUUAAAAUUUGAACGUUGUAUGAAUUCCCAAGUAAUCCAAUUUGACCUACUCAAUGAUGACUAUACAAAGAUGAUAUUUAUGCACGAUGACCGCUAUAUUGAAUUCCAUAAUAAGGGUGGAUCCCAUUACCAAUGCCGUAUACCAUGUUUUGGCCGAGAUAUGGCAUACCAUUAUCCAUCUUGCGAUCUCUAUAUUGUAGGAGUCAGCAACGAAAUAUAUAGAUUAAAUUUAGAACUUGGUCGAUUCAUGGCUCCUCUUAAAACAAACUCGAGGGCCACAAAUUGUUGUCAAAUUAACCCCGAACAUCAGUUUCUCACUAUUGGAACAGAAGAUGGGACUGUCGAAGUUUGGGAUCCACGCAGCAGGAAUCGAGAAGGACUUCUUGAUACCAAUCUUUCCGCCGAUGGGCAUCACGAAAUAACUGCCGUCAAGUAUCGAGACGGCUUAAAUUUAGCCCUUGGAACUAGCACUGGCAAGGUAUUAGUAUAUGAUAUAAGAAAUCAAAGACCGUAUGUCACAAAAGAUCAUGAAUAUGGAGAACCAAUCAAAAGUCUAGAGUUUAACCAUGACCAAGAUUAUGUACUUUCCGCUGAUUCAAAAAUUAUGAAAAUUUGGCAGAGGCAAACGGGUAAACUAUUUACUUACAUACAGCCAGAAACAGAUAUUAACAGUUUAUGUACAUAUCCAAAUUCAGGUUUAUUAUUCUUCGCUACAGAAGCACCAAAUAUGCUAGUAUACUAUAUUCCGGAAUUAGGUCCAGCUCCUCGUUGGUGUGGAUUCCUUGAUAAUUUAACGGAAGAGUUAGAAGAAGAUCAGCAACCUACUGUCUAUGAAGAUUACAAGUUUGUUACAGUUCAAGAUUUAGAAUCCUUAGGACUUUCACAUUUAAUUGGAACUAAUUUAUUACGAGCGUAUAUGCAUGGCUUUUUUAUCGAUAUUAGACUAUACCACAGAGCAAAAGCUAUAAUUGAACCUUUUGCUUUCAAUGAAUAUCGUAAGCAACGAAUUAAUCAGCAAUUGGACAAAGAGCGUGAAAGCAGAGCCUUCAAAAAGAAUGAGGUUGUUAAAGCACUUUAUACAUUGUAA
Molecule: messenger RNA, 1344 nt
Organism: Trichoplax adhaerens
Lineage: Eukaryota; Metazoa; Placozoa; Uniplacotomia; Trichoplacea; Trichoplacidae
Exons: 18
Coding region: 1-1344 (447 amino acids)
Biological process (GO): maturation of SSU-rRNA from tricistronic rRNA transcript (SSU-rRNA, 5.8S rRNA, LSU-rRNA)
Cellular component (GO): small-subunit processome; nucleolus; 90S preribosome
Molecular function (GO): protein binding
Source: RefSeq, a predicted model, not a curated record